This is a messenger RNA of Bradysia coprophila, 713 nucleotides long. RefSeq lists its product as uncharacterized. NCBI's taxonomy places the organism in Eukaryota, Metazoa, Arthropoda, Insecta, Diptera, Sciaridae. The record is from RefSeq and is a predicted model, not a curated record.
GACGAACGAAAUCAUUUUCCUUCAAUCCGACAAGUUCGAGUGGUCAUUAUCGAUAAAAAUGGAUUUUAUGCGCGAUAACACACUGGGCUACAAUCGAUCUCGAGUAAUUCUGCGCCAGCGAUUCAGUAAUGUUUGCACUCGGACUUACAACUUAAAAAAGGGGGCACAAGACGACAAAUAAAUUUCCAAAUCAAUUUUCACAAUGUCGUUCAUUACAAUUUUGAUUGUGACACUAAUGACCCUUCAGCUUAUCGCAAAUGGUCAAACUCAAACCAAAUUCACCGGAUAUUGUGAAUUCGAUUUGGUCGAUGAAUUAAUUGCACUAGAUCCAGAAUUUCUCGAUUUACUUCCAAGUGAAUGUAAAACGAUUGAUGCUGACUCAGAUCUCCGACUAGCAAUGAAGGAAGAAUCGAAUAAAUUCGAAGAGUUCAUGGGAGCUUUGGCUGAAAAGGAAAAUUGGAAAGAACAGGAGAACGAUGAGAGUAAAACAACGCUGGACUUGGAUUUUACGCUGAGGACGAUAGUGUACACAGGUCCUAACAAUUCGACUUUUGGAAAUUGCACAGCAACCACAGAAACAACAAGAGACUACGUCGAUUGUAUAAUUGAUUUUCGACAGGACCUGAUCGAUAAAAUCAAUGACCCAGAAUGAAGUGAACAGAGCUUGUGAUACAAUUACAGUUGGAAUUAAAAGAUAGAAUGGUUGUCUGUAC